AACGUUCACUGUUCCACUGCAUAAUUAUAAAAAUACGAGAUUACAACAUAUUAUUACCCAUAUAAACAUUAGUUGAAAGUAACCGGGAAGUUAGUUUAAUGAAUGUAGUUUUAUUUGUAUAUAGCGUGUACCAAACUGUAAACUAAUUGGUAUCAAAUAUGUAUUAAUAAAAUAAGCAGAACGCAAUUAAAACGAAAUGUUUAUAAUUUUUACGAUGUUAUUUAUCAUUUUCGACGAAAUAGUAAGUAAAAAUAAUUGUUAAAUGUGUAUAAAACAAUAAUAAAAAAUUGUGUCAAUAAGAGGACGUACACAAAUAAGAUGAAGGUCAAAUUUAAUAUUAUAGCGACGUUGCCACAUCAAUUAAAAUGGUACCAAAUACGAUUUACAUUCAUUUAUAAUAUGGAAAGUUUCGAAAAUUGUUUUACUACUUUAAUAGUAAUACUUCUAUUGUGUAAUAGCAUCCGUUGUAUAGACGAGACGGAAUGUGACAAUAUAGAAAUACAACAGCUUUGUCUCAAUCAAGACACCUGCGACUCUUGCAUACAAGCCCACUAUUGCUGUCAUUUUUGUUUUGAUAACAAAUACACUGAGAGAAAAUGUAACACCAAAAAUAACCUGUUGAGUUUACAAUGCCCUAUAGACAAAAUAGAAGAAAAUUUCGAGAACACGGUUGAAAUCGUGGAAGAUAAUCCUUUCAGUAUCAUCACCGAAAACGCUAAUUUAGAAGAAAUUGUGCAGAUAAAACCUCAAAAAAUGCAUCUUAAAUUACGUAAAGGUGCCCCGUUUAACUUAACUUUCAAGUAUAGACCAGCGGAAAAUUAUCCUUUGGAUCUCUACUAUCUCGGCGAUCUGAGUUUAUCGAUGAGUGAAAAUAUGAAGAUUUUCAAAUCUUUAGGAAAAGAUUUGCCUCGUAAUUUGAGUCAAUUGACGGAAAAUUAUAAAUUGGCUUAUGGAACGUUCGUGGAUAAACCAGGAAUGCCGUUUUAUUUCACCGAUAAAAAGUCCUUGGAGAAUCCCUGCUACAAUUCAGGAGUAUCGUGCGAGAAAGGAUAUUUGUUCAAACAUUGGUUGGAUUUUACGCAGGACAGUGAGGCAUUUUUGAAAAAGGUCGAAGCGAGCAGUUUGACUGCGAACGUGGACGAUUUGGACGGAGCGUUAGACGCAAUUCUCCAAAUUCUAAAUUGCGACGAAAGAAUCGGUUUUUCUAAAAGUUCCCGUAGAAUUAUUCUACUUCCGACUGAUAGUUUACUCCAUUCAGCAGGAGACGGAAUUUUAGUAGGCGCUGCACGGAAACCAACAGAAGAAUGUUUGUUAGAUGACGAUGGUGAUCACUUGAAUCCGUUGAUUUAUGAUUACCCAACACUUCAACAUAUUGAAAUGAUGCUGAGACAAAAAAAAGUAAAUAUAAUUUUUGCUGUAAAAACUCGUACUAAAUUGUAUUAUUACACUAACAUGACGAGUCAGUUGUUAAAAGGAUUUGCAUACGUAGGAGAAUUAGAAGAACAUUCUCAAAAUAUAUUAGAACUGAUAAAAGAAGGUUUUUAUAAUUUCGCCGAAACUGUUAGUUUUUACGUGAAUACGACACUGCACGAAUAUUUAGACGUGCAGUUAUUCGGCGAUUGUGAAAAUCGUGGUGUAUUCAACGCAACCUCGAUUUGUUACGGUGUUACAAAUGAUCCAGUACAAUUCAAAAUUCAAAUAACGUUAAAAGAUUUACCAUCGGGUAAACGAAAUGAUGUUUUGGAAAUAGAAGAAAAAAAUAUCAACGAAAAAUUGCAAUUAUCUUUAGAAUUUAUUGGAAAUUGUCAAUGUACUGGAUACGAAAAUUUAGAAAAUAAAACUUGUAUACACGGUGAUCUAAGAUGUGGUCGUUGCGAAUGUGAAAACAAUUGGAGUGGAGAAACUUGUUCAGAAGAAUGUAACGAUUUUGAUACCGUAAAUUGUAGAUUUUUCGAUAAAAAUGGAGAAGGAUCGAAAAUAUGUAACGGAAACGGAGAAUGCGAAUGCGGUAAAUGCAAUUGCGAACCUUCCUAUACGGGAAAAUACUGCGAAUAUCAAUGUCCUUCGAGAAGAAUUAAUAGAGAAUUGGUGAUAUGCGGCGGUUCUUCCAAAGGAAAGUGUUUCGAAGGGAAAUGUCUGUGUCAUCAGGGUUUCACCGGGGAAGAUUGUAGUUGUUCAACGUCUCAGCGAGAUUGCGUAUUCGAAGGGAUGGAAAUUUGCAGCGGACACGGAAGAUGCGAUUGCAAUAAAUGUUCGUGUUUCGCGGGUUCGAUCGGUGGUUAUUGCGAGAGGAAUCAAAAUAAUACGUCGAAUAUCGUCUGUGAGAGGUACGAGGAGGAAGUCGCUAAUGUUUUGAUGAAUAAUGGAACUUAUCACGUCGAAACUGAGUAUGGUGUGGUUCAAAUUAAUGAUGAAACUGAUAAAGGAGAAUUGACUUGUAAUCAAAAAGUAGACAUCAGCAUGUGCCAAACGUCCUUGUACGAAGGUAACAGUUUAUGCAUCUUGGAAUACUGCUACUACAAAUCGGAACAAAACCAAAAUACGAUGAUAAUCGCAGCAAGAAAGAUUUGCACAAUGACGGCGGGUCUCAAAGUUAUAUUUUCAGGAGCGCUCGUCGUAGCCGCUAUUUUAAUACUCGGCGUACUCCUAAUACUCGCUUAUAAACUCCGUAUGUAUAGAGAAGAAAGGGCGGAAUAUAAAAAAUUUAUUAACGCCAAUAAAAAUGCCGUCGAGAUGAAUCCGAUAUAUAGAAGUCCUUUAGUGGAAUAUACUAAUCCUUUAAGGACAAAAACUGAUUAGAUUAGACAGAUAUUGAAAAACCAAAUUGUACAAAGAUCUGUUAUAAACCAAAUAAAUUAAAAAAAAAAUCCUCGUUUUAUUUAAAUAAUAUCUCUACGCAGCCAAUUGUCUAA
Messenger RNA from Diorhabda carinulata, 2912 nucleotides. Its product is annotated as integrin beta-3-like. Gene Ontology annotation, biological process: cell-matrix adhesion; cell adhesion mediated by integrin; cell migration. The coding region runs from base 319 to 2799 and encodes 826 amino acids. Lineage: Eukaryota; Metazoa; Arthropoda; Insecta; Coleoptera; Chrysomelidae. The transcript has 10 exons. The record is from RefSeq and is a predicted model, not a curated record. Gene Ontology annotation, cellular component: focal adhesion; integrin complex; cell surface. Gene Ontology annotation, molecular function: integrin binding.